AUGUAUGUGCAGAGGUCGGAGGUCAGUGGGAAUGACCUCACCCUCAUAGACCUGGAUGACCCCAUCAAUGGUGCUGAUGUUAUGAAGGAAGUCAGAUCCCAUAAAGAUCACAGGGUGGCUGAGAGACUGACCAAGUUGGACGAGGCUGUUCUAGAGACAGAUACCCCAACUCAGUCACAGGAGGUUGAAGGAGAGAGCUGCAGUGGUGACCUUCACUACCGUGACCCACAAGGAUGCAACCUCCCAGACCAGCCUCACCCUCAGCAGGGGAAAGAGAAGCUACCCAGACCUACACACCUUUGUGCAGGACAUGAAGGACGAAUGAGCAGACAUGAGUUUAGUGCCAAGUGCAUGGAUAUUGUAGCAUGGGUGAUGGAGUCUACAUCCACUGUGGUUGUUCCCGCCCUUGACCUCACCAUGCAGAUAGAGCUCUCUGAUUCGCCAAGCUCUUCUGGAUCAGGAAGUAAUGAGGCAGGAGAGGUGACCUCUCUUGGCCGCAGCGUCAGAUUCAGCUGUAGUGGAGGACCCAGCAAGUGCACCAGCGCCAGAACCGCCUGCAGCACACGCACUCCCACGCCUUUCCCCUCCUCUCACAGGUCAGCUGUGACAUAUACUGCUGCGCUGGAUAAAACCGACACUUGUGGGAAACUGUCGGAAAUCCUAUCUGUCCAUGUUUCCUCAGAGAAUAUUGAGGAGGCAUCCUCUGAUCUCUUUGGUGGAAUUAUUUCCGACCUGCAUGAGGUAUAUGAGGCCAAUAAGGCCUCCAAGCGUACGAAACCAGGUCGCAAAAUAUUCUGGGUGGAAGUGAGUUCAGGUUCCCAGAAGAUUUACACCAAAACCCUGGACAAACUAAGGAAGCUGUUCACCUCCAACCAUCUCACUGUGGGAAAAUAUAUUCCUUUGCAAAUCGAGCUCUCUGCAACUGGACUACUUGUAACUGAGGCCACUGUGGAGGUAUCUCCUGUAACUGAGGCCACUGUGGAGGAAUCUCCUGUACAGAAGACAGACAGUAAGACCCCUUCUAAGUCCUCAGCCCACCAGCUCACCCUCGACACCUGCACUAAAGGGGUAAUCAAACAGGUGAUCUCGGUGCUGAGGGUGGACACUUCAAAGGAAGACUGCUCCGCUUCCGUUGGGGAGAGCAAGACAAAUUCAUCCUUCGACUUCAACCAGAAGUUGGACUCGAUAAUUUCGAAAUUGGAGGACCUCACCAUUUUGAAGCUUUACAGUACUGAGUUCCGAGCUAAGGCCAAACACAUUGUGAGUGAGACCAUUCUCAGAGCUGCUAGCAAAGCCAACCAUUCUUUGCUACAGGGCAUGCCUAGCACCACCUUCUCACACCAUGUGGUUUCUACAGCCGAAGAUAUAGUAAAUAUUAUCAUGCAAGACCUUGAAAGUGUAUCCCAGUACACUGUGGACGACGCAGACUCCUUCCCACUAGGAGAGAAAAAGCUGGAGUCCCAGCUCAAACCCAGAGUUGUCUUUGACAACUUAUUGGAUGCUGCUCAAACCAUGUACCACAGAGUAAAGGAUAGACUGAACAUCUUUUUCUCUUUUCCACCAGUGUCAGUCACCACAGCCAAAGAUGUGCUGAACUCCACCCCUGUGGAGACACUCAGACGCAUUAAGUCCCCUGACACUGCUCUUGUUGAGGACAGGAGCCGCCAUCCGUCUGUGAGAAGUGAGAAGCCUUUGUCAAAAGUCUGUUUGGCUAAAAGGUCUAAAGCCCUUGUGUCUUCAAGUGGCUCUUCAACAGACCACCAUGUAAUUGACACAUGCAGUGAGGAUGUCACUCUGCCCACCAGGAGUAUGUCAGUUGUGAGCAACAACAGUUUGAAGAGAGCCUCUCCUCUCCACGGCAGUGGAUUGAGUGAAAGUUGCAAACCUCUUGUGGCUCUAAAAGACGUAACAGUGGCAGUCAGCCAAGAAGGGUUUAGCAAAACUGCAAAGAAGAUGCUCAGCUUGAUCCUAAAUGAGAUCAAGUGUAGAGUGGCCAACUCUGAGAGUUCAUCUGUUGGGCAGGAGUGUCUGAUAGCCACUAACAUGUUAGACUCUUUACUGGAGAGCCUUGACCAGUUGCCUGACAUGAGCGCUGCCGAUGAGAUCACAAGGACAGAAUCCCAUACCUCUAUCGCAAUGGACAAGACAGGUUCACGGUCAACACUUGUGAGCCAACAAGAAAUAAACAUAUCUGACACCAAUAUCAUAGUGAAAACUAUAAUGGACACAUUGAAGACGGACGACCCAGAGAUGACUUCAGCAGAAGAAAAUCUGGAUAGGCUCCUGUCAGUUGAAGCCCUUCAAGGUGCGUCUGACAACCUGAUCGCAAAGGUCCACGGUCUCAUUCUGGAGAUAACCAUAAGCCGCCAGCUUCAAUCCAUGGCUGGCCACAGAAGCCUCUCUCAACCAGCGCUGCCUAAGCCAGCCCUGAGGAAGCUGUCAAAGGACGAUGCCUCAGAGCUCAUUUACAACUUUGCCCAGACUUCUGUUAGGAGACUCCUGGGGCAGUGUAUGGGAAGGCCUAUGCCACCCUCGGCUGAAAUGGUUUUGGAUCAGGUCAUCAAGUUGAUGACAGACGUGGUGAUGGACAGCCUGACUUAUGGGUCCAAGUCUGCAAUGGAGGAUGACACCAGCAAUGCCGCAAGUGACAUCAUUCAUGGUGUUGUAGCUGACCUUAAUGCUACUGAGGAAUUCCCUGCCAGGAGCCUUAGCCCGGCUGAUGUAAAGGCUGACGGCAUGGCCCGCCUUCCCUCUGCCAGAGGGGAAGAGACUAAGAAGAACAAGUGGCAUUUCCUACCGAAAAUGCAUACGUUUCCAAAGAUCAUGAUUAAGCUGUUCAAGACAAAAGGGGAACCGAAGAGACACCCUGAACUGGAUUGGCUGCCUACCAAACGUCUCAGAGAGACUCAUAUUUCACAGGAUGCUGAGUGUGAGGUUCCAGAGGUUCCAUCCACUUCCCCUCCCAAGGAGGACCUGACAACCACACCGGCCCCUGCUCCCCAGGAGUCCCAGUCCCGUAAACGCCCACUCAUAGUCAGGGUGUUACACGCUCUCUCCAGAGCCAUCUCCAAACCAUCCAGAGGAGCUUCUGGGAAGAAGAAUUAGCUAAAUGCCUGAUUUCAUUAAUAUUAUAUUUUAAUCAGAGCCUUUAUUUAAUAAAACAUUACUGCAUUGA
This is a messenger RNA of Coregonus clupeaformis (lake whitefish), 3175 nucleotides long. RefSeq lists its product as uncharacterized. Bases 1 to 3105 code for a protein of 1034 amino acids. The record is from RefSeq and is a predicted model, not a curated record. The transcript is spliced from 10 exons. NCBI's taxonomy places the organism in Eukaryota, Metazoa, Chordata, Actinopteri, Salmoniformes, Salmonidae.